GUAUUGUGAUAUCACAAUCAGCUGUUUGGUACGUUCUAAAUUCUGAUCCAAGGAUCAGCUGGUAGGCAGCAAUAACAGCACAAAAAUCUGCAGGAAAACACAAGUGUCAAACUGCAUAUUUGGUAUCAUAAAUUCAGUGAAAAUGCAGUUUUACGUAUAGCCCUUCUUCUAAGAAGAAAGCCUUUUUAAAUUUUACGAAAUACCUACCUCAUCGAGCAACUAUCUAAAGCUGUGCUUUACGAUUUUUUUGUUUAUUUUUUUAAUGUUUUAUCCAUCACGUUUACACCACUGAAUAACGCUGCGAAGGCAGGCCUUUGCGCACAUACCGAGCGAGACCUUUACUUCUGCACUGCACCAGCCUCCCAGCUUUGAAGCCAGAGAAGGAAACCCGGGGAUCAAGACCGAAGCAAACGACACCAGAGCGGAUUUUCCUAAGAGCCCCAGAUCCCGUCACCCAGCAUGCUCCAGAGGCUCAGCACCCUGUUGUUCGGCGAGGUGGAGGAUGCCUCCACCGACAUCAGCGGACCAAAGCCCUGCGUGAUGGAUGCAGAUGAGGAAGGCUGGCUUCUGGUCAACCUGCCAGGGGAAGGCGCCCCGGUGGAGACGAGGCCCAGUUCCUCGGAGUUGACAGCACCGUUACACUCCUGCGAGGGCGGGGCCAGGGGCAGCUCCUCGUCGAUGGUAGCCCCCCUGCCCUCCCCCUCCUGUAAUCACCACAGGACUAAAAUUACCACCACAAAAUCACUGGAGCGCUCGCCGCCGGCGCUGCCCGACAGCUCGGUGUACGGACCGCUGCUGGCUGGCUCCUCCCCUCGCACCCCUGGCUCCACGCCUGCCCCCCCAGGCCCUCGGAGUGACUGUAGCUGUGCCCCUGACCACUGCUGCAUGGAUGAGAGCUGGUUUGUCACCCCUCCCGCCUGUUUCACCGCAGAAGGGGCCACCGCUGAAAGCAGCCCUAUAGAAGACCUGCUCAUCGAGCAUCCCAGCAUGUCCGUGUACGUCGCUCUCGGAAACCAGUCCGUCCAGGACAGCGUGGCCAGCCUGACGGGCAGCGUGAGGGUGGCGGAGGCUGUACCGCCGGCAUCUCAGGACAGCGCCCCCCGCAGGAUCCCCCGUGGAGCCGCGGCCAAGGCCGGGGCAAUGGUCAAGGUCACCCAGGUGACCCGCGUGCAGCGGGCGAAAGCCAGAGCCGAACGGCGCCACCUCGCCCGCAACCGGGUCCAGCGGCAGAACCGCGUGCGAGAGCAGGCCUCCCGUCGGCCCGCUCACACGCACGGCACCUACCUGCGCCAGCCGUGCCAGCGCACCCUCAACCACUGAGGCGCCGCCUGGGGGUGGGGUGGGGGGGACAAUGUUUACACUGAGGGCAUUAUCACACCUCCCCACGACACGCUAGCCCCAACAUCGCCCUCUUUUAAAAACCUAGUUGUCCCGUCAUUUUAGCCAGCCCUGUAUAGCUCUCACUAGAACUUUAAAAAGACAAGUUACUUAUUGUGUUAUACGCAUCUAACAUGACAUUAAUUAAUAUUAUGGUUGUGUGGUCAUGUCCUAGAAGGGCUGUAGGUUCUGGGGGUCUUUGUUGUGCCCCUGCACAACCUGCAGCCCUCUUCCAGUAUGAGUGAAACCCCCUUAUUUUUGAUACUUAAUCAGUCUCAUGUUCCCGUUCCUCUGCUGUAGUAAGAAGUGACUAGUUGACUCUAAACUCCUGGUCAGACCUGACUUGGUCCCAGUCUGAUUUGAAGUUUUUUUUUUUCUUUUGUCACAGAAACCAGCUCAAAUUGGCGAAGUAACUGUUUUGUAGAAGGGAGGCUGAUUAGCGAUGGGGAAAGAGUAUAAAUCGCUGUAAACUGCUUCUGCAGGUCAAGGAGAGGUUUUCCACCAAAGAUACGUGGUGAGCAUGUGACCAGGAUCCCGUGUGCUUGUGACAUGUGACCCCAGGACUGGGUUCAUUAUCCAGAGGUGUUUGGCAGGAAGGACGGCAAAAGUGGUGCAGAUUGUUUACUUACAUUCAGACAUUGAAUAUUCUCGUUUGUUUUUUUGUAUUGUAACUACUAGAAAGGCAUUGUGGGAAAUACGGCACCUGUCUCCUGUGUGUCUGCUAAGGGUACGGCCCUGUUCAUUCAAGUCGCAUGCAGGGCACUACAAAAAAAUAAAAAUAAAACAUUCAGGAUUAACACAGCAGAGGGAAGGUUUUGUGGCAGUGUGGGCAAAAGCAUGUAGCAGAAGGUGAGAGGAAGAGGAUAUGAGGGGGUUAGGGGAAGGUAAAGAGGAAGAAGAGGUUAAGCGUUUAGUGUGACUCUUGGUGUCAUUUUCAUGCAUUUGGUCUCUUAGAGAAUGAGGAAAUGCCCGGCUCAGACAGAGGCUAACUGGAAUCUGUACAUUGGGAAUCCUCUGUAGCUGGAAAGGAGAAUGUUGUAUGAAGUUGUGCUAGAGAAGCUGACGAGUGGAAUUAAAGAUCGCUGCGUGUGUCGAUCGUAUAUGUCGACGUCGCUUUUUGUUGUCACGGAGAAGCCCGUUUGAGGCUACCUGCAGUCACCUUCAAGUCCAAAUCCUAGGGUCAUUUCCGAAAGCCUGUCCUUGGACAGUAAGGGCAAAGGUUAAGACCUAUUUCCUACCGGUACUGCAGCCAGGCAGGUGUGUAUUAUGGAAUGACCAGGCCCACUGCGUCACUGUGAAAUGUAAAUACCUGCGAUGCGCCAUGCGUUUCUGCUCUUUUCAUAGGAUCGUGCCACGCAACAUUCUUGAUGAAUCCUACAUUAUGCCUCUUAAUUCCAGCCGUGCCGAUCAGUAUUUACGGUAUGUGCAAGAACAGAGAUAUCCGCAUCUUUUAUAACGUAAAACAAUUACUGGUAUUUUAAUGCAUUUUUUUUUUUUUAACCCAACCCAAAAUGGAAUGACUGACUCUGCCCCCCCCCACCCCCGCCUGUUUAGUACAACAAUGCAAAUGUAUAGUAUCACUAUAAUAUAUAUUACAUUUACACUGGUAAUGAGAAGUGUAGAAGCAUUAUGGUGCUGAAGGAAAUUUAAUAUAUGCUAAAGUAUGUGAAUUAAUGAGAUAUGGAUGUAAGUCUUAUAUUUCUGUGAUUGAGAUAUUUUUUAGAAGUGUGAUGUGUUCUAUUACUUUCUAUAAACAGAAUACAAAAGGGAUAGGCUGACCUGUAGGAGCUUCUGACGAAACUGAAUCGCUAGGCUUACAAUUAUUACGUAUUUAAAUGUAUUUUUAAAUGUUACACCUGCUACUUUGAAGGUCAAACUCUCAGGAGAUCUUUUACACAAUCCCAGCUGGUGUCAGUACUGAGCAUUCAUGCAAAUUAGGCUUGUAAGACUCACAUUCCAGCCUUACUGUGAGCGCAUCUGUGGAGUUGAAGUAGAAGUUUUUCUAUUUGCUGCAGAAGCACGCCAGAUGUGCCACGAGGCUGCCCCCUAGUGGCAAGUAAGGGGACUGGCGAUGGCAAACCUACGUCCCCGCCUUGACGGCGGGAUUUAAAACACUGAAUGUGGCUGAUUGAUAGUUUAAGUAAGUGGCGUAGUGCAGCAGCCUUAGGGAAAUUUGUAAGCUAGAGAGUGACUGAUUUUCCUUAGAAUACAAUAACUGACCUUUCUAUAGUAACACAGUAGUUAAAAUUGCAUAGGAACGUUAUUCUUCCUCCUUUUGAUGGCUUUAUUUUCCUGUUUUAAGAGUCGCAGUGGUGAAGCCCUCGCUGGCUAGCACUUGUAGCAUUUCGGAGUCCCUGCAUGUGUGGGCAACCAUAAUCUCCCGGACCUGGACUCCUUUCUCACUCGUUACCAAAUCACAGUGCCUCAUCAGCAGAGUGCGUGACUCGCCCGUUAGAGAUUUCCAUUGGAGCUUAUAGGAGCCAAUGGGCAUGGAGCUGGGACUGGGCGGGGACUCCCACACCUGCACUAUGAUUGGUCAACCUGGGUUCACCACAGUGCUCAUCUGCUUCCAUCUUUGGCACCCCCUCUAUACAGUUGUUUUAUUAUGGGAUGUGGUGACUGGUGGUGGUGAAACACCUGUAAGCAUGUGUAACCUGCGUGGCAUGAGACAUUGGGGGGAAAGGUUAGAUUUAAAACUGAAUGAAACUGAACAAAAAAAGCUUGUAUUUUUCCUAAAUCGUUUAGACAGUAGCGAUAAGUAAUUUAUAAAUGGGGGGGGGGGGAUUCAUAUUGUGUUUCAAUUGCUUAAAAACAUGGCAGCUUGAAAAUGUAAACAGAACACAUAAUAUAGUAAUAUAGGGAGUGAUGUAUAUGUUGGGUAAUCCCCUCCAUAGGAACACGCCCCCCCCGCCCCCCCCCCCCAGAAAAAAAGUGUAGAAAAACUGGGUGUAUCUGAUAUCUAUGGUGAUUGUGCCUUUCAUUCGUCUGCAUGGGUUUAGUGACUUUUUUUUACUGUCCCAGUUCCUGCAUCCCAAUUGGACAGCAGUCUUGAACAGUAAAAACCUAUGCAAACAACAGACUCGGUUCCUGCAGUCAGUCUGGAACGCAGGUGCCAGGCAAAAAUCUCAAUAAACGCUCAGGUUGA
Molecule: messenger RNA, 4522 nt
Organism: Brienomyrus brachyistius
Lineage: Eukaryota; Metazoa; Chordata; Actinopteri; Osteoglossiformes; Mormyridae
Gene: tp53inp2b
Product: tumor protein p53-inducible nuclear protein 2
Exons: 4
Coding region: 460-1320 (286 amino acids)
Biological process (GO): autophagosome assembly; positive regulation of DNA-templated transcription
Cellular component (GO): autophagosome; nucleus
Source: RefSeq, a predicted model, not a curated record